Messenger RNA from Diplodia corticola, 3507 nucleotides. Its product is annotated as ribosome biogenesis protein. Gene Ontology annotation, cellular component: nucleus; 90S preribosome. NCBI's taxonomy places the organism in Eukaryota, Fungi, Ascomycota, Dothideomycetes, Botryosphaeriales, Botryosphaeriaceae. The transcript is spliced from 4 exons. Bases 1 to 3507 code for a protein of 1168 amino acids. Gene Ontology annotation, molecular function: GTP binding; GTPase activity; U3 snoRNA binding. The record is from RefSeq and is a predicted model, not a curated record. Gene Ontology annotation, biological process: ribosome biogenesis; endonucleolytic cleavage of tricistronic rRNA transcript (SSU-rRNA, 5.8S rRNA, LSU-rRNA); maturation of SSU-rRNA from tricistronic rRNA transcript (SSU-rRNA, 5.8S rRNA, LSU-rRNA).
AUGUCCGAACAGACUAACAAGCCUCAUCGUACGGGCAAGGAGAAGAAGAAGCCGACGGGGGGAGCAAACCCCAAGGCCUUCGCCUUCGCCAACCCGGGGAAGCUGCAGAAGCAGGCCACGCGCUCUCAUGACAUCAAAGAGAAGCGCCUCCAUGUUCCCUUGGUGGAUCGCCUCCCCGAGGAGGCACCACCCAUCGUCGUCGCUGUCGUCGGCCCUCCAGGUGUUGGCAAGUCGACUCUGAUUAAAUCCCUCAUCCGUCGCUACACGAAGCAGACCUUGUCGCAUCCCAUCGGCCCUCUAACCGUCGUUACCUCCAAGCGCCGCCGGCUCACCUUCAUUGAAACCCCGGCAGACUCUCUCGCAGCAAUGAUUGAUAUUGCCAAGGUCGUGGAUAUUGUGUUGCUCAUGAUUGAUGGCAACUACGGCUUCGAGAUGGAGACCAUGGAGUUCUUGAACGUGCUGAGCUCCACGGGUAUGCCUGGAAAUGUCUUUGGCAUCCUGACCCACCUGGAUCUAUUCAAGAAGCAGUCGGCGCUCAGCAUUCAAAAGAAGAGGUUGAAACAUCGCUUCUGGAGUGAGUUGUACCAGGGCGCGAAGCUGUUCUACCUCUCUGGCGUGGUGAACGGAAGAUACCCGGAUCGCGAAGUCCUUAACUUGUCGCGAUUUUUGUCCGUCAUGAAGAACCCAAGACCGCUCGUGUGGAGGAACUCCCAUCCUUACUGCGUGGCCGACCGCUUCCUCGACAUCACCCCACCGACCCAUAUUGAGGAGGAUGCAAAGUGCGAUAGAACCGUCGCGUUAUACGGCUACCUGAGGGGCACAAAUUUCCCAGCGCAGGGUGCUAGGGUACACGUGCCGGGUGUAGGAGAUCUGAAUGUGUCGAUGAUCGAGUCAUUGCCAGAUCCAUGCCCUACGCCAUUCCAAGAGAAGGCUGCUCAGCAGAUUACCGGAAAGUCGAAGAGCAGGAGACUCGGAGAGAAGCAGAAGGUCCUCUUCGCUCCCAUGUCCGACGUUGGCGGUGUUUUGGUCGACAAAGACGCCGUCUACAUUGAUGUGAAGAAGCCAACAUUCGACCCGAAUGCAGACUACGAAGAACGAGGCUUGGGCGAACAACUUGUUGUCGGAUUGCAGGGUGAGAGAAGACUGCUGGGCGAGGCUGACAAGGAAUUCAAGCUCUUUAGCAACGGCGGAGCAGUCAGCAGCAAUGCGGCAGAUGAUGACGCUGAUGACAAGGGGCGAACCAGUCGGCGCCACGCUCGUCUUGCGAGCAGAGUCGAGGAGGAGGACGAGGAAGAGUAUGGCAGCGAGGAUGAGGAGGACGAGGACGAGGAAAUGCUCGGAAGCGGCGAAGAAGAUGACGAGGACGACACCGGACACAUCGAGGAAAGUCGGCUUGGCCGCGCGUUCCGCAACAAUGACGAUAAAGCUGCGAACGGGGAUGAACAAGACGACAUUGCAUUCGCCGACAGCGACUCCGAUCUCGGUUCGAUUUCCUCUGUCGAAGAUCAAGACCUCGAAGACCCCGAUGACUUCAGCGACGAGGACGGUGAAGACGAAGGUUCCUCGGACGACGAAGGCGCACUGAAAUGGAAAGAGAACCUUGCAGAGACUGCGAGAAAAGCCCACGGCAAAAAACGACCUUACCGGACGACUGAGCUCGCGCGUCUAAUGUAUAAUGACUCUAUGUCCCCAGCUGAAGUUCUCCAGACAUGGAGGGGAGAGCAGAAAGAUGAAAAUGCCGAAGAACAAGACCCAGACGAGUUCUUCAAGGCCGUCAAGAACAACUCUACGGCGGAUGGCGAAGACCGCGCCAUUCCGGAGUAUAACUACGAAGCUCUGGAGGAGAAGUGGACCGACGCGGAUAACCUGGAGGCUCUGCGCCGCAGGUUUGCAUCGACCAGACUCGGAAAAGAUGAUGAUGAUGAAGGCUCAGAAGAUGAAUUUGAAGGCAUCGAGGAUGACGAUGAAGGCGACGGCGCCUUUGAAGACCUUGAGACCGGAGAAGUUGUGGGUGAGAAGGAGAGUGAAGAGGCCGAGGAAGCCAAGAUGCAGGAGGAGCGUGAUAAGAACGCGAGAAAGAAAGAAGAGCUCAGGCUCAGGUUCGAAGAAGAAGAUCGUGCCGGCUUCGCCAACGACAAGACCAACGAACGGGCAGAGGGCGGGGAAGGCGAAGAGUUCGGUGAAGACGACUGGUAUGACGCACAGAAGGCUGCUAUUCAAAAGCAGCUGGACAUCAACCGCGCUGAGUUCGAGCAAUUGGACGACCAGUCCCGAGUCCGCGUAGAGGGCUACAGGGCAGGCACAUACGCUCGCAUUGUACUCGAAAACGUACCCUACGAGUUCUCGGCCAACUUCAAUCCGCGUUUCCCGGUCAUCAUUGGCGGUCUUACGCCCACUGAGGACCGCUUUGGGUACCUUCAGGUGCGUAUCAAGCGCCACCGCUGGCACAAGAAGAUUCUCAAGACAAACGAUCCUCUCAUCUUCUCUCUGGGCUGGAGGAGAUUCCAGAGUUUGCCCAUCUACAGCAUUUCAGAUUCGCGAGUGCGCAACCGCAUGCUCAAGUACACUCCUGAGCACAUGCACUGCUUCGGUACAUUUUACGGACCGCUAAUCGCACCAAACACGGGUUUCUGCUGUGUGCAGAGCUUCUCCAACAAAAACCCUGGUUUCCGAAUCGCGGCGACCGGCGUGGUCUUGAAUGUUGAUGAAAGCUUUGAGAUCGUCAAGAAGCUCAAGCUGACUGGUCACCCCUACAAGAUUUUCAAGAACACGGCUUUCAUCAAAGACAUGUUCGGCACAUCUUUGGAAAUUGCCAAGUUCGAGGGAGCUAGCAUCAAGACUGUGUCUGGCAUUCGUGGCCAGAUCAAGAGAGCGCUCAGCAAACCAGAGGGUUGCUUCCGUGCAACUUUCGAGGAUAAGGUGCUCAUGAGUGAUAUUGUCUUCCUGAGGGCGUGGUUCCCUAUCAAGCCACACAAGUUUUACAACGCAGUCACCAACCUGCUGGACCUGUCGGGCGCAGAGGAUGGCGAGGAUAGCGCUUGGAAGGGCAUGCGUCUCACGGGCGAAGUGCGUCGGGCAGAGGGCAUUGAGACACCCCUGGAAAAGAACUCGGCCUAUCGCAAGAUUGAGCGCGCGGAACGCCACUUCAACGCACUGAGAGUGCCGAAGAAGCUUGCGAAAGACCUGCCUUUUGCAUCGCAGCCGACGCAGAUGCAGAAGCAGAAGAAGGAAACGUAUAUGCAAAAGCGUGCGGUUGUGGCUGGCAAGGAGGAGAGGGUGGCCCGGAAUCUCAUGCAGCAGGUCAUGACGCUGCGCAACGAGAAGGUGGCGAAGCGCAGAGACGCGCAAGAGAAGAGAAGGGAGGGCUACCGGAAGAAGGUUGCGGAGAACGAGGAGAAGAGAGCGGAGCGAGAGAAGCGCGAGAAGGCCGAGUACUGGGGCAAAGAGGGCCGGAAGAGAAAGGCUCAGGAGGCGGCGGCGAACCGUGGCGGGAAGAGACGAAGGUGA